UGACUAAAGAUUCCCUCCGCAGUUGGGCAAGCGCGGGGGCCGAGACUCGACACCACACCAACGAACUUAGUGGGUCAGCCGUGGGCGUUCUGGCAGCAUGGUCUGUCUAUUCUCACUGCGUGAAUCGGAUGUAGGACUUUCGAAUCCUGCGCGACGUAGAGAGGAUGCCGGCGUAUUGGAGGGAGAAGCAUGUCGUAUCACACCUUCCAUGUCGCCAAAGCCGAUGCACAGCCCGACGAUUCACAGGCGCGACGCCGCAUUUCGACCACUCUCGCAUGUCUAGAGUGCCGACGAAGGAAGACCAGGUGUGAUGGCGGGCAUCCCUGUCAGCAAUGCCUCUGGUAUAAUCAUCCCAGAUUGUGUAGCUAUCCAAAGCAGACACGGAGAGCAGCCUCCACCCGAGCCAGCAAUGUCGAUAGUCUGCAAGCUCGUGUCGAGCUACUGACGGGGGUUUGUUCAAAGCUUUUCCCAGAGCACGAUCCCGAGCAAUUGGCAACGUUGAGUCGGAAGGAACUCGUGCGCUUGGUGCAACGUCUGGAUGCCUCGAGCCCGGCCUCUGAUAGCAAUGCAACGGCCGCUCUCGCAAGUGCGAGCAGCGGAGCAGGCAAUGCCGGCGCUCUACUUGACAAUGUAAGCUCCAACGACUUCUCGGAAACCGCACCGCACUCGUCAGCCGGCGCCGAGAGUCUGUCAGCUCUCGAGCAGGCCCCCGAGCGAGAUCCUGCUGCGGACGAGGCGCAACGAUAUGGAAGACACAUGUGGACUGUCGCGGACGAUGUCAAUGCUCUCUCCAUCUCGGUCCGCCAAAGGACGUCGUACGUCGGCGUUUCAUCCAUCAGCGCAGCUCUCGAGGUUAUCUUCAAGAUCGAGCCGUCGGUCCGGGCUUGGAUGGCGCAAUAUCAUACAGAGACAUCGAACUCGAGCCGGCGAAAUUCGAAUUCGCCAAACAGAUUGCUACUGGAUUUCAAUGGUGACCCGACUACAUUGCCCCCGGCGGAUGUUGGCGAAAGGUACAUCGACAUGUACUUCAUGCGUGUGCAUCCUAUGAUGCCCAUGAUUGACGAGCAAGAGUUCCGCUAUCUCUACCUCUAUACCAACCGCAGAGAUGCACCCUGGUCGAUGCUACUCAAUAUCGUCCUAGCCUUAGGCUCGCUCGCGGACCCCACCUCAACGAAAGAAGAGCAUCUACUGUUCUCGCAUCGCGUGCGCGUACAAUUCUCGCUCGAGCUUUUCGGAAGUGGUAAUCUCUUUGUCCUACAGGCUCUUGGCUUGCUGACCGGGUACUAUCUCCACUGGCUGAGCCGUCCAAACGAAGCCAAUGCAUUGAUGGGCGCCGCCCUCCGCAUGGCUGUCGCGAUGGGGCUGCACCGCGAGUUCAGCAGCCCGCAAAAAUCCGGCACGGCCGAGAUACCGGUGGAGACGCGACGGCGGACAUGGUGGAGUCUGGUCUGUCUCGAUACCUGGGCAUCUAUGAGCACUGGUCGCCCCUCGCUUGGUCGCCUCGGAGCAGCCGUCACCGUCAAGACGCCGCAGAUUCCCGAGCAAACGAACAACGCUCAAUAUCUCGCGUCCAUCAAGCUGCUGCCUCUCGUUCACAGCGUCAGGUUCUGCAAACUCGCCACUCAUAUUCAGGACAAGCUCGCCAGCCAGACGACUCUCGAGACGAGCGAAUUAGCCGUCCUUGAUGGCGAGCUUGUUCAGUGGCAUCGAGAAUUACCUCCCAUCCUUCUCACUGUCACGAACCCCCCGCCCCCGUCCACAACUACUCCGAUAUACGGCCAAGAGCCUGUAUCCGGGCCCGUCCAAGCAUACAGCGACUGCCCGGAACAAUUGAGGACACCAAGACUGGUUAUGUACUGGUGGUACAUGACGCUGCGCGUCCUCGCCCAUCGGCCCUUACUACUGGCGAGCGCACUGCGACGCCUACCCUACAACGCAUUAUCAGAGGAGGAACAGAUUGUCGUCGCCAAAUGCCGCAAACUCGCGGCGCAGACGAUCGAAGACAUCAACGUUGCAUGCCCGAACGAAGUCAUCGCAAAUUGGAACGCCGUAUGGAUGAUGUACCAAGCCGUCAUGGUGCCCAUGGUUUCGCUCUCCCUGCACAACUCCUUGUGGCGCACGUCAGGGGUUCACGCGGCCGCAGAGGAAGAAGUGGAAGCAUGGCGGGGACAGAUUCACACUGCCAUUGCAUUCUUCAGUCGCAAGGAUCUUUCCCUGUCGCGGAAAUGCAAGAAUAUGCUUCAAAGACUCUGCGACGCUAAUUGCAGCCUCGAACACCCCGCCGCUCCGCUGCAGCCUCAAUCGUCUAUGCCUGUUCCAGCGAGCAAUGCUGUCAAAGACAGUCGCAGCACUCAGGCGUUGCCGACGUCUUACGACGACACGGACAUGCUGACCAGCGAAAUGAAUUUGGACGAGUGGCUCCAAACGUAUGAUGACCCUCUGGAUGAAUCAAUGGCAUGGAACGAUGCCAUAUGGAGGCAUGAGGCUGAGCAGCCCUUUCAAUGACUGAUGUAUACCCCUUGGAACUCUUCUUCAUCUUCCUGAGCACGCAUUACAAGGAUUUUCGGCCGCGUUGACGAUAUGGCAGCCGAUGAUACUGGAGAGGUAAAA
Messenger RNA from Neohortaea acidophila, 2610 nucleotides. RefSeq names its product fungal-specific transcription factor domain-containing protein. Bases 190 to 2505 code for a protein of 771 amino acids. Gene Ontology annotation, cellular component: nucleus. Gene Ontology annotation, biological process: DNA-templated transcription; positive regulation of transcription from RNA polymerase II promoter by galactose. The record is from RefSeq and is a predicted model, not a curated record. Gene Ontology annotation, molecular function: DNA-binding transcription factor activity, RNA polymerase II-specific; zinc ion binding; RNA polymerase II cis-regulatory region sequence-specific DNA binding. NCBI's taxonomy places the organism in Eukaryota, Fungi, Ascomycota, Dothideomycetes, Mycosphaerellales, Teratosphaeriaceae. The transcript has 2 exons.